Glossina fuscipes is the source of this 4809-nucleotide messenger RNA. Its product is annotated as activated Cdc42 kinase-like. Gene Ontology annotation, biological process: protein phosphorylation. Gene Ontology annotation, molecular function: ATP binding; protein binding; protein tyrosine kinase activity. The record is from RefSeq and is a predicted model, not a curated record. The transcript has 10 exons. The coding region runs from base 136 to 4584 and encodes 1482 amino acids. Lineage: Eukaryota; Metazoa; Arthropoda; Insecta; Diptera; Glossinidae.
GCCCAAAUCGAUUUAUAUGAAUUUCUAACGGAAGCUGAACUGCAGCAUUACUAUAAUGCCGUCAAGAAUGAACUUAAAAUUACGAAUGCUUCGCAAUUUAAAUAUGCCACAGAUGAGGACCUUAAAAGCAUUAGUAUGUCACGGCCAGAGAUACGACGUUUGCGUAAAUUCUAUGAAAAACAUUUCCCCCACGGUUAUCUUAGCAAAAUUAAGCGUUUAUUACAAGCUCCCACAGCUAUCGUGAAGCGUGAUGAAUCUUCGGGAAGCGGGGCAGGUGGUAGUACGGGCACCUUGGGCAAUGCCUCUUCAACGCCUGGUAAUUUGAAUAGUUCUUCGGGAGCGAUUAAUAAAAACAAUAGUUCUCCGAGUAAGGCGCCCAACAAUAAACAUAUAAUACCAGCUGAUGCCAUUAGUGUUAAUAAGAAGCUGGGUACCGGUGAGUUUGGGAUUGUGCAGCAAGGUGUUUGGACCAACGGUACAGAGAGGAUUCAAGUGGCUAUUAAGUGUUUAUGCCGUGAACGUAUGCAAUCAAAUCCAAUGGAAUUUUUAAAGGAGGCUGCAAUUAUGCAUUCCAUCGAACAUGAAAACAUAGUACGCUUAUAUGGUGUUGUCCUGGCAACCGAUUCGUUAAUGUUAGUCACAGAGUUAGCUCAUUUACGUUCGCUCUUCGAGUGCUUGAAAGAUGCCGGCUUGAGAGUCAGUUUUCUUACCGUUCCCACUUUAUGUGAGUUUGCUUUGCAAAUCUGCAAUGGUAUGCGCUAUUUGGAAAAUAAACGCUUGAUACAUAGGGAUUUGGCUGCUCGUAAUAUAUUGGUAUUUAGCAAGAAUAAAGUGAAAAUUUCCGAUUUCGGUUUGUCGCGUGCAUUGGGUGUAGGCAAAGAUUAUUAUAAAACUAAUUUUAAUGUUAAUCUUAAGCUUCCGAUAGCCUGGUGUGCUCCCGAAUGCAUUAAUUAUUUACGUUUUACUAAUGCCUCAGAUGUUUGGGCGUAUGGUGUUUGUUUAUGGGAAAUGUUCUCUUACGGUUUUCAACCGUGGGCGGCUUUAACGGGACUGCAAAUUUUGGAAGCCAUAGAUGCACCAAACUAUCAGCGUCUUGAACAACCCGAAUGCUGUCCCCGUGAAUAUUACAAUUUAAUGAUGAAAUGUUGGCAAGAUGAUCCUAGUAAGCGUCCAAAAUUCAAUGAAAUCUAUGAAAUGCUGCCCGAAAUGAAACCGGAACAGCUAAAGGCCGUUGAUAACUGCUUGGAAUCGAAAACUAAAGAUCAUUUGAUUUAUAGACAGAAUGAUAUAAUAACUGUAUUAGAUCGUAACACGGGUACGCCAUUUUGGAAGGGGGUCUUAAAUUCUGGCAAAACGGGUUUAUUUAAUCCAUCGAAUACAGUUGCUUAUGUGGAGGGUUUGCCCACACUAAAUAGAGAGUCCUUUAGUCGUAGCACCAGUGAUCGUGCUAGCAGUAAAAGAAAAUUGCGUACGGAAAUGAUUUCGAAACCACAAAAUGAUUUUAAACAUACCGGCCACGUGGGUAUUGACGGAGCUUCCUUUGGUGAUAUUGCAUUUCUGGGAUCGUCUCAAAACUAUAAUCACGUGCCCCGUCAAAUUGUUACGCCGUACAAACCAUCCGAGGAUAUUGAGCAAACACCGCUUUUACUGCCACCAACGCCCACUAGUCCAGAUUCUUUACAGACUGCGUCUGGCUAUUUUGCUGAUGAUAGCCAACACAGUACAUCGACUAUGAAUCCUUCAUUUAUUCCAUCAACUGAAAAUACUCCAAAGAAUUUUAAUAACACUAAUAGACAAUCAAAUACCUUCGAAUUUCCUACUGAUCACACGAAUACAAACACGAAUCCAUUUUCUAUGCAUAAAGCAGGCGAAGAUAAUGCAAAUAUGACAAUGGCUUUACAAAAUAACAAUUAUGGCGUAGAAAAUAAAGAACAAUUAUCUUGGCGCCAAACGCUAACCGCCGCUAACAGGCAAAGUGAAAGUUUCGACGAGCCUCAUCAGUAUCACGAGAUAUCAGAUGAUGAUGAAAUGACUCCCGAUAAAUUAGAUUUCGGACCAUCGUUAUUAGAUGAGAUCAAUUCUAUGUUUGGUUCUAUGACAGCAACGACCAGCACAACAUUAACAACAACAAUUACGCACAAUAAAAAUGCUGAAAUUGAUAAUUCGAAUACUAAUACAAAUACUCAUAAUAAACGUGGUGAUUUUUCGGAUCUAACCUCAAAACUUAUACGAAAAAAUAGUGCUGGUGCAACGAAGAAGUCUAAGAAUUCUUGUGGCGUUGUAAAACCGAUUUCGGUAAAAGAUGAAAGAAUUUUGAAUCAAGCUAUUGAGAUUGCCAAUGAAAUUAGUGCCAGAUCUAUGUGUAGCUUGGUUUCCGAUCAACCGCCACCAUCUACUCAAAGUCCUAAGCGUAAAUUUAGUUUUCGUUUUCCUCAUCUCAGCAAUCAUCCAUCUAGUGUUGAAAAAACUCAAACAAAUAUUGGUUUAAACACGGCUGGCGUGGGCACAGCAAGUAGCACCAGUCACUUGCAUACUUUAUCACCAAAUUCCAAAAAGAAGAACUUCACUGAGGAAUUGAAAAGUAUACCGGAUUUGCAAUGCUUUCGAUCUAUGUCAAGUGAUUUGAAUAAUUUAACCACAUCCACCUCUACUGUAGAUAUUCGUAUACCAUUGUUUGAUAAGAAGAGUUCAGAUUUUUGUUUUGAAAAAUCUCGAGAAAUAUUAAGUCGCCCUUUAACGUUUGGCAGUCAAAUUUUGGCUUCCGAUAAUACUAACAGUAUACCUCCAUCAUUGGAGGAGUAUAAAGAUUCUUUUGCCUCAGUUGAUCGUGGGGAGGAUUCUCGCAAAAAAACCUUAAAUGAAAAUCUAUUUGACAUUGAGAAUACAUUAAAAGCCUUGAAUUUGGAUUUUAUGCAUACGUACACGGAUCUGGAUAAAACUGAUUCUGACGAAACAAUAUUGAACGAUCAAUUUUCAAGCAUAGUUUCUUCUAUAGACGAUGAGAUUAGCAGUGCCGCAGGUAGUCUGAAAUCUACAGGAGUAUUCAAUUAUAAUAAUGGGAAAAAUACUACGACGACCACUUUUGAUUUUAAUGCAGCCACUACACAUUUGGACAAACAUUUGCAAUAUAUGAAAAAUGCUCAGGCUAAUAAUCAAACUACUACUGGUACUGGUACUGUCACUGACAAAUGUUGUAGUACACCGGAUACAGGUUUCGCUUCGCGCGAUACAAUUUCUCUAUCACGCCGUAGUAGUCAAAAAUCGAGCUACAGUCCACAGGAUAGCUACUUCAGUCCUUCGGCAUGCAAUGGAAUUGCCGGUUUCCCUUUGCCUUAUAAGAAUGGUGCGCAAAGAUAUAAUAAUGAAAAUGUGACUUCCCCUUUUCGUGGCUCGCAAAUUACUCCUCAUGAAAGCAGCACAAUUUCUGUUUAUUCACCUAAACAACUCACGCUUGAGGAGGACGAUUCGUGCAAUCGUGGGCAUAGUAAGUUACGUUUGCGUUCCAUGUCCUUUACUGAUAAUCUUAAUCCCGUCUCGGAAUCUUAUAAAUAUGAUAAGAGACGUGAUCAAUGUACCAAACAUUCUCAGAGUUCCGACGACGCCACCAGCCAUCGACGUCGUCAAAUAUAUAAACCGCGAUCAAUUAAAGCUCGUACAUUAAGGCGUUUAAGUUAUAAUCCUAUAACGGCUGCCGCUACUAGUUCCUCAUCGAGCAGUGAGGAGGAAAGUGUUCACAGCAUUGACUGCAGUAUAGCUCGUUCCGAAUGCGAUAUACGUUCACGUGCUUUGAUUUCCCUAAGUAAACGGCGACGUCAAGGUAUGACACGUAAAUUAUUUGAUGGGCCCCAUCAUGAUGAUCAUGAACAGAUUAUUGGAGCACCAAAUAAAUUGUACGGGUCUAAUGUUAGUAUUAAAUCAGCUCCUCAUUAUAACUAUGGCUUGGCUAACACGCGUAGUGGUUUUAAUUCUGCGACUUCGCGUUUUAUGUAUAAACAGCAAACUUAUGAUGAAAGUCUGCCCUAUGAUGAACGUAUCUAUGAUUUCGGGGGCAGUGGGGCAGUGGCGGUGGCUAAGGGACCAAAUCAAAAUAUCAACAAUUCUAAAAGUAACGCUACCGCUUUAUUCACAACUUCUAAAGUCUUACGAUCAAGCGGAAAUUCGGGAUCUGGUUCUGGAUCUUCUUCGGCCACUUCUUCGGCUGUCGCAACCUAUAGUGGUCUGAAUAAUUCAGCAUUUCCCGAAUUUGAUGUUAGCCGCUUAACUGGUCUCAGUCCUACUUCAAAUUUAGCGAAUGCUCUGCCCGAAACAAAUCGCACACCACCUUCAUCACUAUCUCUAACGCAAAUUAACAGCACUAUGGCCGGGUGCAAUACCGAAUUUCAAUGGCCCGAGAAAAUUCAUGCAUCGACAGUGAAACAAAACGAUUUACUGUGGCGUCAACAGCAACAAUUAGAUUAUAAUGCUUAUAACGAUUAUCGUUCACAUCCAUCAUCUACGCUUAGCUCUUCAACUUCGGAUAGUGAACAAUUCGAAUAUCGUUCUGAAUAUAUGCCGCCACGUAUACCACCCAGUCCGGCUCCAUAAAUUGAGGCAUUAAAUAAAUAAUCAAUCGAAUUACAAAACACAGGGUUUCCGUAUUAGUGAGGCUGACUAAUUAUUACUUAAAAGCAAUAUUUGACGAUAGCAAGGUUGAUGAUGAUAUUGAAAAAUACGUUAAAUUGACAAUAGUUGUGCUCUUUCACUCGUGGAAUAAUGUCCUAACCAAACAAGGAGUGCCUUACAAUAUUCUCCCAAUCAUUUACUGAAAAC